GAUCGCGAGAACUCCACGAUCGUCGCCAAGAUCGUCGUCCAUGGCAUCCCCAGUGAAUUCCUCCGGCGCCAUCGAAAUGCCGCAGCGAUUCGUCGACAUCGAUCUCUCGCCGCCUCCUCCAUCUCCAUCGCAGCAGCAGCAUCGCAAUCCGGCUCCCAAGUUCCGGCUCCCAGUGGAUUCCGAGCACAAGGCCAAGAAGCUCGAUCUCUUCUCCUUCGCGCAGCCCCACAUGAGAAGCUUCCACCUCUCGUGGAUCGCCUUCUUCACUUGCUUCACCUCCACCUUCGCGGCGCCGCCGCUCAUCCCGGUGAUCCGCGACAACCUCGACCUCACCAAGCUCGACGUCGGCCGCGCCUCCAUCGCCUCCAUCUCCGGCUCCAUCCUCUCGCGCUUCCUCAUGGGCCCGGUGUGCGAUCUCGUCGGCCCGCGCUACGGCUGCGCCAUCCUCAUCAUGAUCACCGCCCCGCCGGUCUUCUGCAUGCCGCUCGUCUCCGAUCCCACCGGAUUCAUCAUCGUGAGGUUUUGCAUCGGAUUCUCGCUCGCCACCUUCGUCUCGUGCCAGUUCUGGAUGAGCACCAUGUUCAACACCAAGAUCGUGGGCAUGGCGAAUGGAUUCACCGGAGGCUGGGGGGAUUUUGGGGGCGGAGUCACGCAGCUUCUCAUGCCGCUGCUCUACCAGCUCAUCCUCAAGUUUGGAGCCAACGAUUUCACGGCCUGGAGGAUCGCCUUCUAUGUGCCGGGGCUGAUGCAUGUGUUCAUGGGGCUGGCGGUGCUGAUCCUGGGCCAGGAUCUCCCGGAUGGGAACUAUCGCGAUCUCAAGGAGCAGGGCCACAAAACCAAGGACAGCUUUGGCAAGGUGCUUCGCAACGCAGCCAAGAACUAUCGCACCUGGCUCUUUGCCUUCGUCUAUGGCUACAGCUUUGGCGUGGAGCUCACUGUCUUUAACAACAUCGCCGAGUACUUCUACGACGAGUUCGGCCUCCACCUCGGCACCGCCGGCAUCGUCGCCUCCAUCUUUGGCCUCGCCAACUUCAUCUCCCGCCCCAUGGGCGGCAUCCUCUCGGACGUGAUCGCGCGCUCCUACGGCAUGCGCGGCCGCCUCUGGAUCCUCUUCCUCUUCCAGACAGUCGGGGGACUCAUGUGUGUGCUGCUGGGCUUCAUGAACACCCUCGGGACUGCCAUAGGCAUCGUCAUCCUCUUCUCCAUCUUCCUCCAGGCGGCGUGCGGUGCGACGUUUGGGAUCGUCCCGUUCGUGUCGAGACGAUCGCUGGGAGUUCUCGCGGGGCUCACGGGGGGUGGCGGCAACCUGGGCGGAGUGGUGACGCAGCUCAUCUUCUUCACCAACGAGACCUUCUCGUUCGAGGCCGGGUUUAGUCUCAUGGGCGCCAUGAGCGUGGGAUGCUCGCUAGCGCUGCUGGGCGUCUACUUCCCGCAGUGGGGAGGGAUGCUUUGCAGGGCGUCGAGCGAUCCUGGAGCCACCGAAGAGGCGUACUAUCUCGCCGAGUGGAGCGAGGAGGAGAAGGCCAAAGGGAUGCACCUCACAGCACUCAAGUUUGCAGAGAACUCUCACUCGGAGAGAGGACGGAUGCGAUCAGGUGCGUCGUCACAACUUCAGCCCAGCGCGGUGGUCAACCCCAUUCUAUGAUAUAUAUUAGCUGUUGUUCUCUCCCUUGGGAUGAUGAUGAUGAUGAUGAUGAUGAAUAUGACUCCAAUAGACU
Selaginella moellendorffii is the source of this 1718-nucleotide messenger RNA. Its product is annotated as high-affinity nitrate transporter 2.1. The transcript has 2 exons. The record is from RefSeq and is a predicted model, not a curated record. Lineage: Eukaryota; Viridiplantae; Streptophyta; Lycopodiopsida; Selaginellales; Selaginellaceae. Gene Ontology annotation, molecular function: nitrate transmembrane transporter activity. Bases 41 to 1645 code for a protein of 534 amino acids. Gene Ontology annotation, biological process: cellular response to nitrate; nitrate transmembrane transport. Gene Ontology annotation, cellular component: plasma membrane; plant-type vacuole membrane.